Megalopta genalis is the source of this 3092-nucleotide messenger RNA. Its product is annotated as scavenger receptor class B member 1. Gene Ontology annotation, molecular function: scavenger receptor activity. The record is from RefSeq and is a predicted model, not a curated record. Gene Ontology annotation, cellular component: cytoplasm; membrane. Lineage: Eukaryota; Metazoa; Arthropoda; Insecta; Hymenoptera; Halictidae.
CUCGGCUCACUAAUAACAAGAUUAAGGGAGAGAGAGAGAGUGUGCGUAGUCAGCGAACGAUAUAAGCGAACCGUGGGCUCGUGGCCACCGCGGAUUCCCGACUACUUCAGAGAUCCCGGCACCGACCGUCGACGUUUCGCAUCCGCGACGAACGAACAGAGAGACACUUCGAGCCGCGAGAAACACGAUGACAGUGUGAAAAAGUGUUGUUGACCGUUCGAGAAGUGUCAUCGGAGGAUCGACUCGAGUGUUUCCAUUUCGAACGAUACUUUAACUAGCUGAAAUAGCCUUCCGGAUCUUGCCGGCAAGGAGACGAAAAACGAGAAUCGCAGCGAGUCCGUCAAACAAAUCAGCCCGCAACCAUGAAAUUCGCAAUCCCGUUGCAACACUUCAAGAGAUGCAUCCUAUUGUUCGUGUCCGGCGUCAUUUCCACGAUCCUUGCUUUCAUUAUCUACAAAAGCAACCCUGCGCAAUGGGUGCUGGAUUACAAACUGGAAAUGAGACCGAAUUCCCUAGCUUUCGAAUUAUGGAGGAAACCCCCCAUCGAGGUGUUCUUAAAAAUCUAUAUAUUUAACAUUACCAACGUGGAGGCGUUCUUCAGCGGCGAAGAGAAGAUGAAGGUCGAAGAGAUCGGACCUUACGUUUACCAGGAGCUGUUAGAGAAUCAAAAUGUCACGUGGCACGAGAACAAAACGAUUUCGUAUAUACCGAAGAGGACGAUCAAGUAUAUACCAGAAAUGUCUAACGGCGAUCCAAUGCGUGACAUGGUGCGCGUGCCGAACAUACCGAUGCUGGGCCUAACGUCGACGUUGCACGACGCUGGAAUGUUCGUCAACAUCCCGUGGAUCAGCCUGAUCAACGUGAUGAACAGCAAAGCGAUCCUGAACAUCACCGUUCACGAUUACCUUUGGGGCUACGAGGACAAGCUGAUCCAUUUCGCGAGCACCGUCGUCCCGAGUUUCAUCGACUUCGCGAAAUUCGGUCUGCUCGACAGGAUGUACGACGAAGGGGACAACGUCGUGUUCAUGAACGUCGGUAAAAACAAGAACAUGACCGAAGAGGAAGGGCGAUACCUCAGCAUCGAGUCUUACAAUUUCAGCCCAGGAAUGUCGCAAUGGGGAUACCAAAAAGUGGAGGGAAACGAGACGUCGCCGGAGAACACGAUUUGCAAUCGCAUCAAGGGAUGCACCGAGGGAGAAUUGUUCCCGUCGAAUCUGGAUAAACACGCGGUGUUCAGAAUCUUCAGGAAAGCGUUCUGCAGAGCGAUUCCGAUCGUGUUCAAGGAGCAAGUGCAGCUGGAUAACGGUCUAGAAGGGUAUCUGUACAGCGUAUCCGACGAUUUCCUAGACCCGCCGGACAUGAAUCCCGACAACAAAUGCUUCUGCAAAAAGGAGUCCCAGUGUCUCAAGAAAGGACUCUCCGACAUGACGCCGUGUUACUAUCGUAUCCCAGCAGCCAUGUCUCUGCCGCACUUCCUCGACGCGGAUCCGAGUUUGCUAAACGGUGUCGAGGGUCUCCAUCCGGAUCCCGAGAAACACAGGACGAAAAUCAUUAUACAACCGGUGAUCGGCAUUCCGAUGCACGUGAACUCGAGAAUGCAGAUCAACCUUGUCAUGAACCCGACGUACUUCAACUCGGAGAUCAAGGCCUUCAACGGCAUCACGGUACCAUUGUUCUGGACCGAUCUGUACAUACCGUCGCCGCCGAGUGAUCUGCUGUUCCUCUUGAAACUGGUGCUUCACGUGCUCCCGAUUGGACAAAUAAUAACGAUCUGGCUGCUAGCGAUCGCAGGAAUUGCGAUGAUUAUGUUGUCAAUACCGGCCAUGUUGUGGGCUAUCAAUCAACAGCAACAAGCGCUUGCGGUGGAUCGAAGAGACAGCACCGACUUAAGGAUACCGCUCAACUACGGCCAAUACACGACGAUACGUAUUUUACCAACUAUCAAGAAGAUCACGUCGAAGACCGAUCUGUUUAGUUAGCACCUAGGAAACUAUAUUCGUGAAGUGCCAAAUAAACGCACGUGAUCGCAACGUUUUUUUAGUUUUCGAACAACUAGGCGGGAAAAACGAUGAUAUUCGAACGCGUUUGUUCUCGGCGGGAAUGAACGGUGCCGGUUCUCCUCCAAUCUACUUUUAACAGACUCAGAACACGAGAGGUGUCAGGUAUUCUGCGUUACGGUACGCAUUCAGGGUUUCGUGCUAAAAAUAUUUUCCUUUAACGAUCAAUAUUACGUAUCCAUUCGAGGACAUUCUUACCGUUCGCUUCGAACCCUAUUUCAUUCGAAUUAAUCUGUAAAAAUGACGCUAUUCUUCUUGUUUUAUUCCGUUUAACGAAGGUAUUACCGUACUAGUUCUAAUAAUAAUUUAGCGAAUACGAAAGAUCAAUUAAUGACGAUUCCAGUAGCUAUGUUUCGAACUGAAAUAUCUACACCUGUAUACACAUAAGAGUUUUUGUUGAGCGAUGUUCACGUUUCGGCGUCCUCUUUAGCGUCUUAUUUCCUUUAGCGGCCUUCGAGAAAGAGAUGAAGCAAUAAGCGAGGAAAUCUAUCAAAAUCCUGAUAAAAAGCAUAUAUUUUCUCGCUCGUUCGAUAUUAAUCUGCUUUUUCUUCGGUCAUGAGGCAGAUACGGUUGUCAGCCAAUAAGGGCGCAGAACAAAUUACUGCUACUAUUUUUAAACGUUACACGCUGUCGCUUAAAAUGUGCGACAUUACAGAGAAGAAGAACUGUGUAUUUCUAUUUUGUAUACCGUAGUAUGUACUUUUAAAUAUUAUUUGUAGUUUAAUAAUAAACUAGAGAAAACACUUAAAGUAAAUAAUUUGCAAAUUUUUAUACAUUUCUUCGAUUUAGGGCAUUCAUCAAAAUUUGUAAAAUUUAAAUUUAGAACGAAUUCAUAGUGAAAUUUAUUUUUAUCCUUUAUUUUAUAUAUUAAUAUUUUCAUCGCUGCAAUUUGUAUUAUCAUUGUCAUAUCUCAUCUACUGUGCUAGAAAUGUAGUUUUAGGAUCACAAUUAUCAUCAAUGUUUAUUUCAGAUCUCUAGUAAAAUUAUAAUUGUAUUUUUUUAUCAAAAUUUAUAGAAAAUUUUCAUACAUUGAAA